Paramuricea clavata is the source of this 564-nucleotide messenger RNA. Lineage: Eukaryota; Metazoa; Cnidaria; Anthozoa; Malacalcyonacea; Plexauridae. The record is from the annotation of a GenBank genome assembly.
GCAGAGCUGUUCCAGAGAAUGUGCGAACUGUUAGGAAUUGACAAGACUCGAACAACCGCGUUGCAUCCACAAUCUGACGGAAUGGUUGAACGAUUCAAUCGAACUCUGGAAAACCAGCUUGCGAUAUUUGUCGAACAAAAUCAAAGAGACUGGGAUAGGUGGAUACCAUUUCUAUUAUUGGCGUAUCGAACAUCAAUUCACGAGAGUACGAAGCAGACACCAGCAUGUCUUAUGUUUGGUCGAGAGGUGAGGUUGCCAAUUGACCUGUUGUAUGGUCGACCCCCUGAACCAGUGUUACCAAGUACAGUGGAUGAUUAUGUCAGUAAUCUAAGGGGAAAGUUAGAAGAAAUCCACAAGUUUGCACGCAUUCAGAUGUGUGUCGCCAGCGAUCGAAUGAAACUUCGCUAUGAUGUUGGUACGACGAAAGCCGUCUUUUCUGAAGGAGAUGCUGUCUGGCUAUACAACCCAAAAUGGAGAAAAGGUGUAUCCCCCAAACUUACUUGUGACUGGGAAAAGGACCUUAUGUUGUUCUUAAAAGAAUUAAUGAACUGUUGUAUAGAGUAA